CCUUCUGUAGUCCAGUUGGCGUCGAAACCGCGGCAUAAUGCGUGCGUGAACGAAAAAUUAACUUAAAACAAUCGUAUUUUAAUGAUUUCAUAACAGCAGCCAUAUUCCAUUGACCGAUAGUUUGUUUAAUAAAUUUAAAUUGAAUAUAAUGCGAUUAAAAUGUAUCUUUUGCAAAUUAUUCUAAGUGAAAUUAAAUUAUUAGUGAUAAUAUCAUUUAUACUUAUAUACGUGUGGUUUAAAUAUAAAUUUACCUACUGGGCCAGGCGGAAUAUUCCCGGUCCAAAACCUUUGUUUCCCUUUGGUAAUGUUCGGGAUGUUAUCAGGCGAAAACAGCAAUUCUUUGAGCCUUAUUGUGAAAGUUACUAUAAAUUCAAACAGUUUCCUUGUGUCGGUCUUUAUUCCUUUCAUGUGCCUGUCUUAAGCAUCAAUGAUCCUGAUUUAGCAAAGCAUGUUUUGAUAAAAGAUUUCGACUAUUUUCAAUCGCACGGGAUUUUUUCAAGCGGAGUAGGGAACCCUUUAGGGGGUCACCUGUUUAACAUACAUGGUCAAGCGUGGAAGAACUUACGGCUGAAGUUGUCACCUGUGUUUACAUCGGCGAAGUUUAAGACUAUGUAUCCAUUAGUUGAGCAAAUUGCGAACUAUGCGUUGCAGUACAGCGAUACGGUUUAUGAAAAUGGAGAAGCGAUUAAUUUUUCUGAUUUCUAUGAGAAAUAUUCAAUGGAAAUUGUGGGGAGUGUUGGGUUUGGAGUGGAGUGUAACGGCCUGAAGAACAACGAUUCUGAGUUUUAUCAACGUGGACAUGAAUAUUUUGAGCCUAAGAGUUUAUAUUGGACAAUAAUCCGAGCGAUAUCCUUUUUUGCGCCGGAAUUUUUCAAGAAACUGAGAAUUAACCGCAUCAAUCCUGAAAUAAACAAGUUCUUCUUCAAUCUCGUGAAGGAGUCUGUUGAGUAUAGACAACAGCACAACUACAGACGUGCAGACUUCUUGGAGGCGCUUAUUGAUUUAAAAAACGAAGGAGAAAAACUAAAAAGUAACGACACAGACACCAGUGACACCUUCACACUAAUAGAUGUAGCUGCCAACACUAUGCUGUACAUGUUCGCUGGAUAUGAGACUUCAGCUACGACGGGCCAGUUCGCAGCUUAUGAGCUGGCUCGACAUCCAGACAUCCAAGCAAGAGCUAGAGAUGAAAUACUUACUGUGUUACAGAAGCACGGAGGGGAAUGCACUUACGAGGCUCAGAACGAGAUGACUUAUUUAAAUAUGGUGCUCGACGAGACAAUGCGAAUACAUCCACCAAUGCGAGCAUUGUUCCGAAGAUGCACGAAAGACUUCAGAUUACCAGACAGUGAUGUGGUAAUUGAGGAAGGCACGCUAGUAUUUAUUCCGAUACAUUCGAUUCAAAUGGAUCCGGAUAUAUUCGACGAUCCGCAGCGUUUUGAUCCAGAACGAUUUACACCAGAGAGGAAGGUGAAAAUGCAUCCAUGCCAUUGGAUGCCGUUUGGGGAAGGACCACGCAAGUGUUUAGGACUUCGACAGGGCUACGUGCAGUCAAAAUUGGCGCUUGUGAAAAUAUUACAGAAAUAUGAAUUAUUACUUGACGAACGAAUGCAGGGUCCCCUGAAGAUGAAGUCUUCAUCCCUGGCCUGUGCCUUCGAGCAGGGAGUAUGGAUAAAAUUAAGGAAAUUAGAUUCGUAGAAUGUAUUUUGUAAUAAAUUCCUAUCAUAGUUAAGUAAUGGUUUUAUAAUGUUUUAAGUAUGGAAAUAAAAGACUUGUUGACUGUAUCAAA
Molecule: messenger RNA, 1789 nt
Organism: Leptidea sinapis
Lineage: Eukaryota; Metazoa; Arthropoda; Insecta; Lepidoptera; Pieridae
Product: probable cytochrome P450 6a14
Exons: 5
Coding region: 160-1698 (512 amino acids)
Molecular function (GO): oxidoreductase activity, acting on paired donors, with incorporation or reduction of molecular oxygen; heme binding; monooxygenase activity
Source: RefSeq, a predicted model, not a curated record